AUGGCAGUAUGUCUAUCAAAUCCCUUCCGUACGCGGAUCCUCAAUGGCGAAAUUACGCCUCUACUAUCAAUCAAAUUCUGUACGGGAAAUGAGAUGGCCAUGAUGUGCAAAAUGGCUGGCAUUCAUGGAAUGUUCAUUGAUAUGGAGCACUCUUCUAUGGAUAUGCGUGCCGUUGCCCAACUCAUUCUUGCUUGCAACUAUGUCGGCAUCUCACCCGUUGUUCGCUCACCAUCCAAAUCCCACUGGCACAUCAGCCGCAUACUCGACGCCGGUGCUGCCGCUGUGGUCGUUCCUCAUAUUGAAAGUGUCCAAGAGGCCAAAGACCUUGUCAAAUUCGCCAAAUUCCCUCCUCAUGUUGAUAUUGCAGAGGAAAUCUUUGCGAUUGAUGGCGUUGAUGGUAUUUUGAUCGGCUCAAAUGAUCUAUGCACCGAUCUAGGUAUUCCGGAGCAGUACGACAGCCCUGUAUAUCAAGAUGCUGUGACUAAGAUCAUAGAAGCUGCCAACAAAGCUGGAAAGCCGGUAGGAAUUGGCGGUAUUGGAGGAAGAUUAGAUCUGUUGGAGAAAUGGUUUAAGAUGGGAGCUACUUGGUCUUUGAGUGGACAGGAUGCAGGCAUCCUGMAAGCCGGGAUGAAGCAGAUCAGCAGGAACUAUGCUCAAAUCAAAGAAAACAUACAGGGUGCCAACGGCUUAUCAAAUGAGAAAAUCACACAUGGCACCCACUAA
Talaromyces amestolkiae is the source of this 723-nucleotide messenger RNA. RefSeq lists its product as uncharacterized. Bases 1 to 723 code for a protein of 240 amino acids. Lineage: Eukaryota; Fungi; Ascomycota; Eurotiomycetes; Eurotiales; Trichocomaceae. The transcript has 2 exons. Gene Ontology annotation, molecular function: aldehyde-lyase activity. The record is from RefSeq and is a predicted model, not a curated record. Gene Ontology annotation, cellular component: cytoplasm.